Radiomyces spectabilis is the source of this 2649-nucleotide messenger RNA. Its product is annotated as peptidase S8/S53 domain-containing protein. NCBI's taxonomy places the organism in Eukaryota, Fungi, Mucoromycota, Mucoromycetes, Mucorales, Radiomycetaceae. Gene Ontology annotation, molecular function: serine-type endopeptidase activity; tripeptidyl-peptidase activity. The transcript is spliced from 17 exons. Bases 1 to 2649 code for a protein of 882 amino acids. The record is from RefSeq and is a predicted model, not a curated record. Gene Ontology annotation, biological process: proteolysis. Gene Ontology annotation, cellular component: cytosol.
AUGCUACGGAUUUGGGCCCUGUUCUUUUUUCUUCAGUUAGUGGCAUCAUCGUCAUUAUCUUCCUCUUCGAACCAUACAAAUGCGCCUCAACGAUUUACUAUUCAGUUUUCUUCGUCACCUGACAACAUAACGGCUGUCAAAGAAGAGCAAGAUGCAUUCAUCAACUAUAUGCAUGAGAUAGGUGUGAAUUUUACGGUGCGUUAUCGCUUUCAAAAUGUCAUCAAUGCCAUGUCGAUUGUUAUCAUGCCAGCAACGACUACGAUCACAAGCAAUAGUACAUCGGCACCCAUCACACCCAAUCCAUACGAUUUCAAACCUUCCAUGUUUUUGUCUCACAGUCGCGAGAGGUUACCUUUUGUACAUCGCUAUUGGGCCGGCAAAAAAUAUUCGAGACCGAGAACGAUCAAGGCCGACUCUCUCACUUACAACGGCAAGGCCAAUCUCGAUAUUGCCCACUCCAUGACCGGUGUAGCAACGAUGAAAAACAAGGGCUGGUAUGGGAAAGGCAUUAAGAUUGGUAUCCUGGAUACAGGCGUCGAUUAUAUGCAUCCAGCACUAGGUGGAUGCUUCGGGCCAGGUUGUCUGAUCGAGCAAGGUUAUGAUCUCGUUGGCGACGAUUAUGGCAAUAGUGACGUGGCUCAACCUGAUGAUGAUCCCAGAGACGUGUGUGACGGUCACGGCUCCCACGUCGCUGGUAUUUUAGCUGCCAACGAUACUAUACAACAAUUUGAAGGCGUGGCGCCUCGUUCCAAAUUGGGUGUGUGGCGAAUUUUUGGGUGCGAUGGCGAAACAGAUGAUGACAUUAUCCUUGAAGCAGCGGAAAGAGCCGUCGUAGCUGGGAUGAACAUUAUCAAUCUCUCGUUAGGUGGCGGUGAAAGUGCUUGGGAGGAGGAUGCUUUAGCGGUGGCUUUAUCCAACAUUGUUGAUCGUGGCGUCAUGGUCGUAGUCGCGCAAGGAAAUGAAGGCCGUGAUGGUAUUGCAAGGACGCCUUCUCCAUCCAUUGGCCAUCAUAUUAUAUCGGUUGCCUCGGUGGAUAUCAAUGAACGAUGGGUACGCCGAUUUCAUGUGGUCCACAACGGAUCGGCUGUUGAUACCUUGAAUUAUUCCGUUGGCGGAAACAAAUUGCUCCGUUUCCCGGUGGGGCCAAACGUUGGCAUAACCCUUGUCAAGGAGACCGCUUGUCGACCCUUAUUGAGAAGCUUGCGAGGUCUUAUUGCCAGCGUGGAAGAAGGCCUGUGCAGUGCUUCAGUCAAAGCUCGCAAUAUACAAGCAGCAGGAGCAGAAGGGAUUAUUUUUCUUCACAGCAGCGAAUCCAAGAAAAAAUAUGCAAAAUUGGAAGCGAGUCCACAGAUCCACAUCCCUGUUAUAACUCUUAACACUGGAAGCAGUCUGUCGUUGCUGCAUGCAUUGCAGCAUAAUGUGUCACUGAAAGCACGAUUUGAUGAAGAAAAGGUGCAUAUCAAGACCGCAGGCCAGCCCUCUUUAUUCUCCACGUUUGGUCCCGAUGCAGAGCUGCACCUCAAACCCGAUAUAGCGGCGGUUGGGGGAUACAUUUAUUCCACUUAUCCGUUAUCGAUGGGUGGAUACACAACAAUGAGUGGCACGAGCAUGGCUACGCCUUAUCUUGCUGGAUGUCUGGCCCUAUAUAUGGAAGCUACGAAGCAACAUGAUCCGCGAAGAAUCACGGCAGCCAUAUUAAAUCAUGCGCGCCCUAUUAAUGGACGAAAACACAAUCAUACAGAGACGCCCAUUCGUCAAGGAGCAGGCUUGGUGCAACUUUACGAUUCUGUCCAGAGUCGCAGUUUGAUUCUUCCAGCAAAGCUGGCUCUGAAUGACACUCGCCAUUUUAGGAACAAUCGAACUCUCCUCAUUGAAAACCAAUCGAUAUACCCACAAUUAUACCGCUUGUCUCAUAUCCCAACAAUGGGCGUUUAUGGCUACGAUUUCAAGGAAAGCUCAGUGCCUUUGGAAAGCCCUCAUUACAAAGCCGCCAAUGCCACGGUGAAAUUUGAGAAAAACACGUUUUUUCUGGGCGGACGGCAAAAAGCCACGGUGCAAAUUCAAUUUGAGCAACCGAAUAUUACAGAUCUUCCCCACUUUCUUUAUGGAGGGUUUGUGAAAAUCCACGUUUUCGGUAGAAACCACACGAGAGAUGUGAUUCACAUACCAUACUUUGGCUCAACAGGCAAUCAAUUCAAUCUACCGCUAUUUGAUACAAUGCAAGGAUAUCCGUACAUAGGCGGUCCGAAAGGCACGCGGUUAACGAGAAAGAGAUUGAUGUACGACUUUUCAAGAGGAGAUCUCGUCCACAUUUUUAGCCGUCUGGGUAGUCCUACAGCUCAAGUGAAAGCCGAACUUUUAGAUCAGCAUCGGAGACCAUUGGGGGAGCUACUGCAUACCAAAGAAGUAUGGGUUCCACGGAACGAUCACAGUGAAGAAAACUAUGAGUUCACCUAUCACUGGGACGGUCGAUAUGCUCCUUACGAAAAUCAGAAUAUACGUCAACAUAUUCAUGGCGGGCAGAUCAUUCAACGAGCGAGUAAAGGUAUCUACUAUAUUAAACUGUAUGCCUUGAAAAUUUUUGGCGAUCCCACCAAUCCAAAUGACUGGGAAACCUGGCAAUCUCCCAGAGUGUUUGUCAAAUCAUAA